Messenger RNA from Parasteatoda tepidariorum (common house spider), 1805 nucleotides. RefSeq lists its product as uncharacterized. The record is from RefSeq and is a predicted model, not a curated record. NCBI's taxonomy places the organism in Eukaryota, Metazoa, Arthropoda, Arachnida, Araneae, Theridiidae. Gene Ontology annotation, molecular function: protein binding.
UUCAGCAUCAACAACUCAACUCACAAAAAUACACCUUACAGCAAGGGGGAUAAAAGCGAGUAGCAGAGAUCCCCCCCCACAUCAUCAUCAACAGUAAAUUAAGAAAUAUACACAUAAGUUGCAUUUUAAACUGAGUUCAAAGUGAUUUUUAUAGUUAGUUGAUUCGGAAGUGCACUCCAAAUCUUUUCAAUUUAGAAUUUAAUCUGAUCUUACAAACUACUCGAACUUUCAAAUAGCAAGUGGUUGUCUUGUUCUAAUUGCUUACAAGUGGUAGCGGCACAUCUAAUUGGUACAUUUUGUUUUUAAAAUGAACAUUAAAUAUGGUCGAAAAAUACAAAUAAUACAUUUAACUUUAAUGCGUCUAAGAACAAUAAUAUUUCACGCCUUCAUUUUUGUUGUGUUUAUAGAUUCUGAAUCUGGGCAAAAACAGACAGUCAGAAACGGAUGCAAUCUUAUAGUCGAUUCCUAGUUGGAAAGUUUUGAAGAUUGAAUGCUUUAAAUUUAAGAAUGAAUAUAGGUUCGGUGCUUUCUUGUACUCCUCACAUUGUUGGAAAUAUUUUUCAACAUCUUACAGCUAAAGAUCUAAGUAGCUGUGCUUCUGUUUGUAGUUUAUGGGCAGUUUUGUCUCAAGAAGAGAUCCGAAGAAGAAAAGGAAUCGUACCUUUCUUCCAGGGAAUAACAUGUGGGAAACACCGCCAAAUACAUCGAACUCAUCAAGAAUGCCCAAUGAGACAAGCUUCGAAAUUUGAGAGUGAACUGAAGGAACAGUUACAAAAUGUUAACAUAAAACCGGCAUUUUGUAUAGCAUUUGCCACAUCUGCCCUCCUGGAGCAUUUUGAACAGCUUUUUCCUGCUUAUUUUGAUGGUAAACAACAACCUCGAAAGAGGCUUAAAAAAUGCUACUGGGAUUAUUUUGAUUCAGCUGUCAAAAUCGCUUUGCGGAAACAUCUGCCGCCAACCUGCUGCAUCAGCCUGUACUUGCAAAUCAAUCUGGCAUUUUACGGGGGAGAUUCACAGUCCAGUUUAGUCACAACGAAUACUCCAGCGAUCUGUGGUUACCUAUUCCCUAAUUUCCCAGAUGGAGAAUUGAAGUUUUAUAAAAGGAAAGAAAGCGUCGGCCCAAUACUGAAGCACAUAAUCAAGAAUGGGCAUAACAUCAAAGGUACUCUUAAUCUUGUGGAGUUCACCUGCAUGCCAUACUUCCAGAUUGCUUUGAACGAGUUAAGACACAAGUACGAUGCAUUUGCAUCUGGAAUUAUAAUGCCUGUACCGAUGGCUAGUAACUAUAUCCCGGUGUUUGAGGGGCCAAACGUGCAAGUUUUCCGUUUCGCUAUUGGAAAACACGAUAUACAUCUUAGUUACACGAUGGAGCAUUGGAAGCAGAAAAUGAACAAAAAGAAGGGAUUUACAGAUUACACAAUAACGUUUAUGUUUUCAAUUGAACAUUCUAACUGUCAUACAGUGUGUGAGGUGUUUAAAACAGUUUUUCCUGGUGUACCGCUGAUUGGUUUGUUUCAAUGCACCUCAUUGAAUUUUCGAUUCGUGCAAGAUCAGGCUUCCGAUAAUUUUUUUGAUAGUUUAAUAAGUAGAAGUGUGAUAGAAUCUGGUUUGAUGUGCCAGUGCGUGUUCAUAUUUGUAACUUUUUAUGCCUAGGAGGCAUUCGAGACUUGUUGCGACAGAGGAGAAUUAAAUUCUAUGAAACAAUAGUUUCUUCAAUUAUGAGAUUUAAAUUUAUAACUCAUUGUUACGUAUAUUUUUUUAUUGUAAGAUCAAUUAAAAUAAAGUUAUUAUUUAGUUUGUUAGUA